UUAGUUUAGUAAUCAAGUAAUCAAUCUGUGGUGGAUCUGUGUUGUGAGUGCGAUACUGUGUGUAAUUUUUAUUUUUUAAGUAUUUCCCUAAUUAUAAAUGAAAUCCUAGAACGUAUGGAAUACAUUAACUGGCAUUAACUAUGGGAGUAAUGUAGCUACGGUUGAGUAUUUCCAAUAGAACCCACAACUACUGCGUUAAUAUGGCGUUGAGCGCUGUAGCGGAAGAGUAUUUUCGGUCCAUGAAUCCAAUAGCAUCCAAAAUUCAUGAAGACAUCACAGAGGCUAAAAAUGCGUAUGAAAAUAUUUGGGAUACACUUACUGAAAAUGAAAAGGCAGAAAUAAUAAACGAGUCCAUAAUCAAACCUGAGAUAGUUUUAAAAUAUGCUUUGCUGGACUCAUUAGAUUUCGAUAUAAAUGAUCCACCUGUUCGUAAAGACAAUUUGAUGUCAUUCUUUGGUCGCGAACACGGUUUGCGAAUCAUUCAAGAUGAGAACACAUCUUACAGAGAUGAACACUCUGCACCUUUCCUCUACCAGACCAAGAGCCAACUCAACUUGUGUGUGUUGAGCGAACACAGAGUAUCCAAAGAUGUUAAAUGUACAUCUCCACCGCCGAUUAUGACCGAGCUAGCUCUCUCCCACUCUAAAGUAGUGAAUGAACUGAAAAAUGCACUCAAAUCUCAUGAAUUGAAGAGCACUUACAAAGAGAAAGACUCUCAUGACAGAGAUGUUAUAUCGCCUACAGGUUUCAUAAGUAAAUUCAUGGGUAAUUUCAAGGCUAAAGAUGAAGAGAGAGAGUGUUUAGUGCCAAUACUGCCCCCUACACAAAUUGUGGCGUCUUCCGAGAACUUCUUCAGAACAAAUUUCAAGAGUCCACAGAAUGAGAGCAAGUUUGAUAAAGAUUAUAGGAGCAGUGUGGCGAAAUCCAGCAGUGAUCUCUCAGAAGAGAAUCGCGGCCUCCUUUCUUCAAGUCAGGCCUCGUCGGGAACGGAUUUCCAAUCCACGGAGACUUUGACGGACUCCACAAACCUACCAAAGACUGGAUACGAUUUCUUAGAUAAUUGGUAACAUAUUGUAGAGAAUCUCAUAAUUCUUACCCGCGCAACGAGGAACAAUCUUGAAGGCUAAAUUUAAAAAAAAAACACAAAACUUACCAGUAGUUAUUCCUGCUUUACAACUAAAUAUAUCAUACAGACAAAAGAAAAUAAACAUAGAGAAUAAAGUUCGUCUAGACUUGUAUUUCGGUAAGCUUGAUGCGCGCCAAGAGAUUUAUCUACAUUGCUCUCUUUAGUCUGAGCUCGAUGUUUUUAAAGUAAAACUUACUUUGCUUGAGGAGUAACUUGGCGUUACGAAAAUUGUAAUCGGGCGAUGCGUGCUGCCAUCUACAGGCAUAGUGAAACAGUGUUUAUUUGAAUCUACCAAUAGAUGGCGUUUUUAGAGAACUUUGAAACAAACCCUUUUUCCAACCAAACUUUGAAACAUUUCAAGAACCUGUUGCGAUGCAGCUAUGCCUGAGGUUUCAUAUUGAGCUUUUUUAUUUAUGAAAGAAGUUUUACUAGUCAUAUGCUCACAUCACACUCGUUUUUUUAACAUCUCAAGCGUUUUAGCGAACAAAGAGCGAUAGUUUCGUAACAUUUUCGUUCUCAUAUGUCAAAUCUCAACGAAAGAGAGCGAUAUGUUUACAUAUAGACAAAGUUGUCUCGUUGUCUUGUGAUCUUGAAAAAAUAUCUUAUCAUAGGCGCACUGGAGGUUGCUUCUGUAAGACAACCCCAAGUUUGCUGUAAUACUUCGAGUACAGAUGAAACUAGGAAUAUUGUGAAAAAACACAAAAUCGGUGACAGUUCCUCUGUUGCAUAGGUAAAUUUAUCUAUUAGGUUUACUUUCAGAUACUCAGUGUAACAAGAUGUGCUAGUAGUUGUUGUAUGUGUUCAUGCGGUCUUUGAUUUUAUGUGGAAGGCCAAAUCGAAAAAAAUUAAAAUAUACUCGAAUUUUGGGCACUAAAACUGUACCAUUAAUUUUAGUUAUAUUAUGUUUUACAAAAAAUAUUUUUACAUAAAACCCAAUUUUACAAAAAUCGAGUUAAUUUUAUGAUAAAAUAAAUUGUUUUUAUUUGUACCAACAAGUGACACUUACUCGUUUAUGGAACAAAUUCUGUGAAUUAUGCUACCACUGAAAUUAGUACUUACUCAAAUAUUUAUUCAACUAUGCUUUGGUUAUUUUACACUAAAAGUAUCAUAUACCUAAUUUUUUUUUGAACAUUGAAGGAAAGGGUGAGAACUGAGAAGUAAUUAAAAUUCUAUUUAUAUCAUACAAUAGACAACAGAAGUUAAUAUUUUAAGAGGUACAACCCAUAGACAAGUCAAAUAGAAUGCUAAAUUCCUAAAAAAAAGGUGGAAAGUUCUAUUAUAAUGGACAUUACUUAUUUUAAAACUCCAGUUUGAAUUUAUACUUGCAUGCUCUCAAAUAUAAAUGCAUUUAUUUUCGUUUAUUUAUAGUAUUAUCAUAGUCAUUAUUAUUUAAUCUAUGUGCUAUUUUUUUUUUAUGUAAAUUUUGUAAUAAUGAAAAUAAAACUUUUAUUCAAACAAA
Molecule: messenger RNA, 2585 nt
Organism: Bicyclus anynana (squinting bush brown)
Lineage: Eukaryota; Metazoa; Arthropoda; Insecta; Lepidoptera; Nymphalidae
Exons: 3
Coding region: 201-1067 (288 amino acids)
Source: RefSeq, a predicted model, not a curated record